Messenger RNA from Rotaria sordida, 204 nucleotides. The record is from the annotation of a GenBank genome assembly. NCBI's taxonomy places the organism in Eukaryota, Metazoa, Rotifera, Eurotatoria, Philodinida, Philodinidae.
AUGUCUGGACGUAAAGAAUGGCCUGAAUUGGUUGGACAAACAUUCCAAGUAGCAUGUCGAAAAAUUUCAGAAUUUGAUAGUAAUUUAACUCCAUACAAUGCAAGGAAUGGAAUUGAAGAUCGAAUGUAUGAUCCAACCCGUGUUGUAUGUGUCACAAAUGAUAAUGAUAUUAUAACUGCAGUUCCAUGUUAUAAUAAUCAAUAG